AUGACUUCCGUAAAUCACUGAAAGAUUUCCUGGAGAUCUGAUACAUCUACGCUAGUGCUAGCUUGAUGCUAAUUUAGCAUUUGUAUUGUAUUUACAAGUGUAGCCUGUGUUCUCACCAUUGCCAUGAAAUAACUAAGACCGAACUGUCCAUCUCCAUUCCGUCUAAAGUCUCGUGGGUGGUUGGAGAGAGAGCUGUCAGGCAUGUAUGCCUCUGGGAAAUACAGCUCGCGGGGCCCUGCCCUUAUCCCGCGGAUGAAAACCAAGCACCGCAUAUACUACAUCACCCUCUUCUCCGUGGUGCUGCUUGGACUAAUUGCCACUGGGAUGUUUCAGUUCUGGCCCCACUCCAUUGAGUCUGCGGCAGACUGGACCUUGGAUAAACGCAGUGUUCACGAUGCACCUCUCGUCCGUCUUCCUGCAUCAAGUCCCAUUCCUGAGAGGGGUGACCUCAGCUGUCGCAUGCACACCUGUUUUGAUGUAUACAGAUGUGGCUACAAUCCUAAAAACAGAAUCAAGGUCUACAUCUACCCUCUGCAGAAGUUCGUGGAUGAAUUAGGGGUUCCCAUCAGCAGCACUGGACUGUCCCGAGAAUACAACGACCUGCUCAGUGCCAUCUCAGACAGUGACUUUUACACUGAUGAUGUCACCAGGGCAUGUCUUUUUGUCCCAUCUAUUGAUGUGUUGAAUCAGAACUCUCUGCGUAUCAGAGAGACUGCCCAGGCUCUGGCAAUGCUGCCCAGAUGGGACAAAGGAAUGAAUCACCUACUUUUCAACAUGUUACCUGGAGGCCCUCCAGACUACAAUACUGCCUUAGAUGUGCCCAGAGACAGAGCACUGCUGGCUGGAGGUGGUUUUUCUACGUGGACUUACAGACAAGGUUAUGAUGUCAGUAUCCCAGUGUACAGCCCCCUCUCUGCUGAUGUUGAGUUGCCUGAGAGACAGCCUGGACCACGGCGCUACUUCAUUCUGUCUUCGCAAACUGCUAUCCACCGAGAGUACCGUGCUGAACUGGAGCGCUUGAAGGAAGAAAAUGGAGAGGCAUUACUCCUCCUGGACAAGUGUAGCAACCUGUCUCAGGGUGCAGCUUCUGCGCGAAAACGUUGCUAUAAGGGGCAGGUGUAUGACUACCCCCAGAUCCUGCAGGAGUCUUCAUUCUGUGUGGUUUUGCGGGGAGCACGUUUGGGUCAGGCUGCCCUCAGCGAUGUCCUGCAGGCUGGCUGUGUCCCAGUCAUCCUCGCUGACUCCUAUAUUCUGCCAUUUUCUGAAGUACUUGACUGGAAAAGGGCAUCUGUGGUUAUUCCAGAGGAAAAACUAUCAGAGAUGUACACCAUCCUGAAGAGUAUUCCUCAUAGACAGGUUGAAGAGAUGCAGAGACAGGCACGCUGGUUCUGGGAGGCCUACUUCAGCUCCAUGAAGACUAUUGGAUUGACAACGCUCCAGAUCAUCAAUGACCGCAUCUACCCAUAUGCUGCACGUACUUACGAGCAGUGGAACAAUCCACCUGUGGUGAAGUGGUCCAGUGUGAACAGUCCUCUGUUCUUGCCACUUAUCCCACCAAGGGCACCUGGGUUCACGGCUGUGGUGCUGACCUAUGAUCGCGUUGAGAGUCUUUUCCGGGUCAUCACAGAAAUCUCCAAGGUGCCAAGCUUGGCUAAGCUGCUGGUGGUGUGGAAUAACCAAAAUAAGAGUCCCCCUGAGGAGUCUCUUUGGCCGAAGAUCGGCGUUCCUCUCAAAGUCGUGCGAACCAAGGAAAACAAGCUGAGUAACCGCUUCUUCCCCUACGAUGAGAUCGAGACAGAAGCCGUCCUCGCCAUUGAUGAUGACAUCAUUAUGCUGACAUCUGAUGAAUUGCAGUUUGGCUACGAGGUAUGGAGGGAGUUCCCAGACAGGCUGGUGGGAUACCCAGGCCGGCUGCACCUCUGGGACCACGAAAUGGGAAAGUGGAAGUAUGAGUCGGAGUGGACCAACGAGGUCUCCAUGGUUCUAACAGGAGCCGCCUUCUACCACAAGUACUUCAACUAUUUGUACACAUAUAAGAUGCCAGGAGACAUCAAGAACUGGGUGGACGCUCACAUGAACUGUGAAGACAUUGCCAUGAACUUCCUGGUGGCAAACAUCACUGGAAAAGCCCCCAUAAAGGUGACCCCCAGGAAAAAGUUCAAGUGCCCUGAGUGUACUGCCAUUGAUGGACUGUCCCUGGAUCAGACACACAUGGUGGAGAGAUCUGAGUGCAUCAACAAGUUUGCAUCAGUUUUUGGUACAAUGCCUCUGAAGGUGGUGGAACACCGUGCAGAUCCGGUACUCUAUAAAGACGACUUCCCAGAGAAGCUCAAGAGCUUCCCAAACAUCGGCAGCCUCUGACCAGCUUGUAAAAGUGGUUUGGACGUCGUCACAGCUUCAGCGCUUCAAGAUUUGCCGUCAACAUGAUCUUUUAUAUCAAGGAUGUCAUGAUUCAGGCUAUAGUGGUACAUGCCCCUUGUCACCUCCUCAGUUCAAGUGAGUUUUACUUUGAUUUUUAAAAUGAAUUGAAAGUGUAAAAUUGUACAGGACACUAAGUUAAUGUCAUGAAUGAAGGAGGACAUUGAAAUUUAGGAGUGGUGAUGAGUAUGAUGAGAGUGAUUGUUUAUUCUGGCUCAGAGUAAAAGAUAGUUGCUAGAAAGGUUUAUCAGUAGUUAAUAAUUCAUACCCAGGCUAAUGUUACAUGAACUGCUGAUGGACUGACUGACUCACUGGAAGCUUGUGGUCCCUCACUGUUACUGUUUUAGAGCUGGAAACUUGGGCUCUGGCUGCUCUGGAAUCAGCGUAUACAGUGUAUAUUUGUAUUUUGCAGCAGUGCUGUAUAAUAGUCAUAAUUUAUGAUGCUUCAACUAAGAUUUUUUUUUUCUUCUCCUCAAAAGCUGACAUGGACAUAAUUGUUUUAGCUGUACUGUAUGAAAACGAUGUGAGGGCAUCAUCUUAUGGUGAACUGAAUGUGGUAACACACAGCGUGGUGGCUAACGGAUGAUGUACAGUAAAUGUUUCACAUAGUCUGUUUUACACAAUCAGAUUGGACCAAACUGGUGCCAUAAAUCAAAGAUUUAGAGGGAGUGACUGCUUAUUUUAAAGAGCUACUGGAACAUCUUGAAUUUUAAUUUUAUACUGCCUUUCAUUGUAUUAAUAUAUAAAAAAAAGCAGUGGUGCUAACUGAAGCAUCCACUGAGUCAUUUCAGGAUUUAUGUGUAUGAGCAGAGCAUAAUCAUUGGAGUUAUUUUUUGUUUUCCAUGCAUUUGAAAAAGGACUGUAUAUUGAAUAGUGGACAAUUCCGCAUUUCAACCAGAUGUGUAUUAACUGUUGAUGCAAUGCUUUGUUUUUAAUUUUUUCCUUGAUUAUACCUGUUGUGUGUUAAUAUUUUUUCCCUCUUCAUCACUGCUUGUCUGAUGGCCAUUGUUUAGGCUUUAACAUUGAGCACACUGCAGUCUUUAAUUGCCUUGUGAUGGUUUUAUUUGCCCAUGUUGGUUUGUAAGGUCAGUGAAAUUCUUUUACUUUUUUUUUUUUUUUUUUGGCUGAGUAUGUAACUAAGGAUAUAUAUGACUUUGUAAUACAUAAGUAAAGACCACACUAUGUGUAUCACAGC
Scatophagus argus is the source of this 3613-nucleotide messenger RNA. It is a transcript of the gene ext2, whose product is annotated as exostosin glycosyltransferase 2. Lineage: Eukaryota; Metazoa; Chordata; Actinopteri; Scatophagidae. The coding region runs from base 202 to 2361 and encodes 719 amino acids. Gene Ontology annotation, cellular component: membrane. Gene Ontology annotation, molecular function: glycosyltransferase activity. The transcript is spliced from 15 exons. The record is from RefSeq and is a predicted model, not a curated record.